This is a messenger RNA of Drosophila suzukii, 1385 nucleotides long. RefSeq lists its product as uncharacterized. The record is from RefSeq and is a predicted model, not a curated record. NCBI's taxonomy places the organism in Eukaryota, Metazoa, Arthropoda, Insecta, Diptera, Drosophilidae.
UCAUUAUCGUACGGCUUUCUGAACAGUUCACAUCAAUUUAUUCUAAACUUGCUUUGUAAAAUAUUAAAAAUUGGUUGUGCUACUUUACACCAACAAAAAACCCAACAUUUAAAGAAGUGGUAAUUUUUCGAAAGACAAGAUGCUCUUAGUGCAAGUAUUAUCAAGUUUUGAAAAUAGUCGAGAUGAGCCUUUGGACCAGCCAAUCUUGUUUGAGAUCGAGGAUAACGCAAACAUUCUGCAUCUGUGCCAAAAGCUGGAGCCUAUAACGGCGAUACCCCUGUACGAGAUUAAAAUCGAAAAAUUAGGCAAGGGAAUAGACAAUAACGAAUUGAUUUCUGAUGUUUUGGAUGUGGGGACUUCUGAAGAUUUGGGAACGGACGCUGAACUCUCUGUCCUACACGGCAGCUCAUUUGUGGCGAAGAUAAAAUUCUACAAACAAGCACAUAAAAACGGAGAACCGCUCAGCCACGAAUACUACGGGCUUCCGCAAGAGAUGAUCAAGCGCAAUGGUACUCUUCUCACAGGACGAUCGGCUCAAGUCGCGGAUCCUGAGCCGAUCUCUAGCUUUGAAGAGGAGGAGCCGACCUGUUGCGAGAUCAGAUCAGCGAAUUUGCUAUAAAGAAGUGUAAUUGUAACUGCUUAGCUUAAAAAACCCCUUGCCUCUCCUGCUUUUCCUGAUGGUGCUCCCAGCUGUAAUGUAGUCAAAUCGAUGUCGUCAAUGUAGCCAAAGAUCUACUCCUGAUGGUUCCAGUUGGAUAUCAUGUUCCGCUCGAAAGGGCUUUUCAGAUAGCAUGCACUGCCUCAAUGUUAGGGAUGUCGUUGCCCACCUGGACUUCGGCCGCCGCCUUGCCAUCUUUGCGGAAAAGCAGCUCCAGGUCUUUCAAGGCGCUCCAGCCCAAGCGCCACUCGUUAUCAAUAACCAGAAUGCAGUUUAAUUCAGAAGAUUUGAUCCAAAAAAAUGAACGUCUAGCUUGGAAACUCCCAAGCCUCGCCUGCUUUUACUGAUGGUGCCCCAGCUGAAGAGAUCAUCAAUGCGUAGUCAAAUCAAUGUCGUCAAUCUAGUCAAAGAUCCACUCCUGAUGAUUCCAGUUGGAUAUCAUGUUUCGCUCGAAAAGGUUCUUCAGAUGGCACGCACUGCCUCGAUGUUGGGGAUGUCAAUGCCCACCUGGACUUCGGCCGGUGCCUUCACAGCCGCUCCAGCCCACGAGCCACUCGUUGUCGAUCACCAGAAUGCAGCUUAACUCGGGAGUUUUCAUAAAAAAAGAAGCCAAUCUGAUGAUGUAGAACGCCAUGUCUUUCUAUUUGUUCGAAAUUUGUUUGUGGCCUGUCUAUAAUGUUAGUUUCCGUACGGCUUUCGGAACAGUUCACAUCAAUUUUUUAAAAUA